Molecule: messenger RNA, 1033 nt
Organism: Papilio machaon (common yellow swallowtail)
Lineage: Eukaryota; Metazoa; Arthropoda; Insecta; Lepidoptera; Papilionidae
Gene: Prosbeta2
Product: proteasome subunit beta type-7
Exons: 4
Coding region: 160-1005 (281 amino acids)
Cellular component (GO): proteasome core complex
Molecular function (GO): threonine-type endopeptidase activity
Source: RefSeq, a predicted model, not a curated record
UGUCAAUUUCUUUCCUGUCACUGUCAUAUCAAAGCUACAAUUGCUGGCUCAUGCUUAUCAUUAUUCACUGUAUGUGUGGUUUACUGCUUUUGUAAUUGUUGUAUAUGUGAAUCAAAGUAAUUUAUCUUUAUACAACUCCUUGGACCAACACCAUAAACAAUGGCGUCUGUUCUGAUCCCUGAGGUACCAGCACCCGGCUUCUCUUUUGAGAAUUGUCAACGCAAUGCCUUCCUUGCUCAAAAAGGAUUUCCUGCACCGAAGGCAACAAAAACCGGUACAACGAUAGUAGGCAUUAUUUAUGCGGACGGAGUAAUCCUUGGAGCCGAUACUAGAGCAACGGAGAACACUGUUGUUUCUGAUAAAAAUUGUCAAAAGAUCCAUUAUUUGGCCUCUAACAUGUAUUGCUGUGGAGCUGGUACUGCCGCCGAUACUGAGAUGACCACUCAGACAGUGGCUUCUCAAUUAGAAUUACAGCGUCUUCACACAGGCCGUACCGUACCUGUCGAAACCGCAUCGACUCUUUUAAAGCGUAUGCUGUUCCGCUAUCAAGGCUAUAUUGGGGCUGCUCUUGUGCUCGGUGGUGUUGACCGCACAGGACCUCAUAUUUACUGUAUCUACCCACAUGGAUCUGUUGAUAAACUGCCUUAUGCUACUAUGGGCUCUGGCUCUUUAGCUGCUAUGGCAGUGUUUGAAUCUGGAUGGAAGCCGAACUUGUCUGAGGAAGAGGGUAAGAAGCUGGUGAGAGAUGCAAUUGCUGCCGGUAUCUUCAAUGACUUGGGUUCAGGAUCUAAUGUGGAUUUGUGUGUUAUUCGCAACUCUGGUCCAGCCCAAUACUUGAGGACAUAUGAAGAAGCUAAUAUCAAGGGUAAGAAGCAAGGAUCUUAUAGGUACCCUAUUGGCACUACUGCAGUGUUGAAGCAGCGUGUGAUUCCUUUAGAAGUUGAGUCUGUUUCUGUGCACCCUGUGCAACCUAUGGAUGUGGAACCUUCUCACAGCCGCCGUUAAUAACAAACUUCAAUUAAUAAAUUUUUUG